This is a messenger RNA of Acanthoscelides obtectus, 1197 nucleotides long. The record is from the annotation of a GenBank genome assembly. NCBI's taxonomy places the organism in Eukaryota, Metazoa, Arthropoda, Insecta, Coleoptera, Chrysomelidae.
CUGACGUCAUCAACCGGUGUGUCAUCUUGAACCAUAUUAUAACCGCGGUACAUAACACAGAAAUUUUGGUUAUUCGCUUGGAUUUGAUUACGUCCGACGACACCCUGGUAGCCCUGCAACUAUCAUAGUACAUUAAAAAAAUAGACUCUAAAUAAUAACAGCUACAUUGAUAAAUCCUCUGUUGCCCCUGCUAUGAUACACCUCUGGUUUUGGAGUCUGCGUGUGAAUAGAUCAUCAGAGUGGGGUAAAAGCCGGUUUAGAACAGUGACUGGAAGGAAAAACAUUUCGUUUCAUAAAAGCCGGUCACACGUUGCACGUAACCGUCUUCGAACACAUUAAAACACCUCUGCGAUAUCCACGCUAGCAACGACAGUUUCUCCAAAAACUAAGUACUAACUUGUGCCAAACAAGCCUUUAGGCACUGAUGACAGCGUAGCGUGGGAAGUAAAAGAAGAAAGAUGCCUGUCCCAGCAAUCGGUAAACCAGCGCCCGUUUUCCAAGGAACAGCUGUCGUAGAUGGCAUGUUUAAAGAAAUAUCCUUGAACGAUUACAAAGGAAAAUACGUUGUCCUUUUUUUCUACCCAUUGGACUUCACGUUCGUCUGCCCUACAGAAAUCAUUGCCUUCUCGGACCGUUUCGAUGAGUUCAAGAAGAUCAACUGUGCUGUGGUAGCAUGCUCGACUGAUAGCGAGUUCUCGCAUCUCGCCUGGAUCAACACAAGUCGCAAAGAGGGAGGUUUGGGACAGAUGGGCAUUCCCAUUCUGUCUGACAAGUCCAUGAAAGUUGCUAAGGACUAUGGCGUGCUCAAUGAAGAGACUGGUGUGCCAUUCAGAGGUCUUUUCAUCAUCGAUGGAGCUGGCAACUUGAGACAAGUCACAAUCAACGAUCUGCCGGUGGGUCGUUCUAUAGACGAAACCUUGCGUCUGGUCCAAGCCUUCCAAUUCACUGACGAGCAUGGAGAAGUAUGCCCAGUUGGAUGGCAGCCUGGCAAGAAGACCAUGAAGCCUGAUCCAACUGGUAGCAAGGCUUAUUUCAAAGAAGCCAACAAUUAAACAUAUAUCAUCCGUAUCAUAUUUACUCAGAACACCUUCCCAAUAUUCGUUUUUUUUUUCAUUGGGCUGUCCAAGCUCGCUAUACCGGUUAAGUAUUUGUUAAAGUUUCUUUUCAUUUCGGAAAUAAAUAGAUUUAAGUUUUAAC